AAACAUUCGAAUAAAGUAAUUUUUUUUUAAUUCUAGCUAGCUAGAAUACUUUCAAAAUACGAUAGCUAUGCCUUGUCAUGGCAAAUUGGACAUCCUGAGCUACAAACUGUCAUCUUAUUGUUUGGCCCUUCGUCCAUGGACUUUUACCGCCUCCGUUACACCAGUCCUUCUUGGCACGGUCUUGGCCUACAAGCAUGCCCUCUUUCUCACCCCCUCAGCUUCUGCGCCUGACCAUUUUUCUGCCACCAUCUUAGCCCUGACGCUCUUAAUCUCACUAGCCACACAUGGAGCCGGAAAUCUCGUCAACUCAUACUACGACUUUCUUCUCGGAGUCGAUGCUCUCAAGGGACCCGCCGCUCGCGAUCGCACUCUCCUUGAUAGGGUUUUAGCUCCACCCGAGGUCGUAAACCUUGCAGGCUUCUUGUAUUUGGCGGCAUGCGCAGCCCUUCUCGCUCUUUGCCGUGUCUCACCUGCCCGCACUGAGCAUUUGGCCCUCCUCUUCUUCGGUGGCAUGUCCGGAUCUUUCCUCUACACUGGCGGAGGAGUUGGUCUAAAGUAUUUCGCAGGACUAGGCGAUUUGGUGGCCGCCCUCGUGUUUGGACCCGUAUGCGUUUCUUUUGGGUAUCUAGCUCACUCGGGUCGCCAUGCCUCUCUUCUUGAAGUCCCGCUUGUCUACUCUCUUCCGCUCUUUGCCGCCGCUAUUGCUGUCGCACACGCCGCAAACUCUGUUGACGCCUUUCUCUCUCCACCUCGAUCUCGUCAAAGGACGGUUACAUUUAAUACGCCACUUCAACUGCGUGUCACUACGUUUGCCCAUGUCAUAGGACCAAUUCUUUCGGCCUACCUUUAUGCCGCCGCACUAUUAUCACCCUACGCCAUGUUCCUAUAUUUAUCCAUAACUCGGCACAGCUUUUGGUUCCUUUUACCAAGCCUGACAUUAUUUAAAUCUUUGAGAUCUGUUAAACGAUUCUCCCAGAGUCUCAACGCCACUUCCGGUGCGGACUCACGUGAUUCUUAUUUUUUGAACGAAGUUAUUCGAAAAUUUGGGCUAUUAUUUUCGGUAUUUUCCAGUGUUUCGGAUUCCUAUUCUCUUUCCCCCACUCUCUCCAAUGGCAAGGCCACCGCUUAUCAUUCACGCGACUCUGGCGGGGAUCAUGGUUACCUCCCUUCUCCGCUACGUAUAUCAACAUUCAACGUCGAAAAUAUUCCGUACAAGACGGCCAAACUUAAUUUUGAAAUGGGGGUCUACUACGUGCUCGCUUGUUACUUAGCCCCAUCCAAGCACAUGUUUCAACAAAUGUGAGAUUUUCUCUAUCAAUUUCUAUUCUAUGACAUCUGGAGACAUAUACAUUUUAUUUCUACAUUAUUUGUAAUUUUUUUCUGUCAUUGACAUUGUUUAGCAGUGUAUUAUAUUACACGUUCCAGUAAAGGUAAGAAUAUUAUAUCAUCUAUACAUAUACAGUAAAAUCUGGAGACGAAAAAAUUACACUAAAACGUCUUAACUUAUAACUUUUUUUGAAUAUAUCGCUUUUUAAGAAUCCUUUUAUUAGUUAAUAUUAAUAGUAACUCUUUGCUUUUCUUCGAAUAUUAUAUAAAAUUUAUAUCCAUACUUUUUGAUGAUUAAAAUUGAGUUUCAGAAUCUAAUCAAAGAUCUCCUUCUUUCUAUUUUUUUUAAACUACCCCCUCGCUAAUUCAUUUUUAAAUAUCUUCUUCUACAAAUGCAAUUAAAUUUUUAUAAAAAGAAUCACAUUAUAAUAAAAUAUUUUUUUAAAUAUUGGUAUUUUUAAAAAAUAACCUUAUCUGUAAAAUAAAAUUCUAAAAAUUAUGUAUAACAAUGUAUUAUUUAAUUAUCAAAUAACGAUAUCUUAUGUAUAAGUAUAUUACAUAUUAACAAAUUAUUUUAAAUUGCGUUUAUACCUGUAUAAAAAAUAGCCGAACAAUGCACAGCAAGGUUGUCGUUAUUUAAUGUUUAAAUUUUGUUUAUAUAAAGGUCAUUAGUUUGUCAAUUUCACAGAGUUAUUUUUAAAAACAAAUUUCAAAAUUAUGAUUACGUGCAAUUCAUGUUGUUAAAAUAUUUAU
Gordionus sp. m RMFG-2023 is the source of this 2079-nucleotide messenger RNA. RefSeq names its product ubiA prenyltransferase domain-containing protein 1-like. Gene Ontology annotation, molecular function: prenyltransferase activity. Bases 68 to 1303 code for a protein of 411 amino acids. Gene Ontology annotation, biological process: vitamin K biosynthetic process; menaquinone biosynthetic process. The transcript has 4 exons. The record is from RefSeq and is a predicted model, not a curated record. Gene Ontology annotation, cellular component: Golgi membrane; endoplasmic reticulum. NCBI's taxonomy places the organism in Eukaryota, Metazoa, Nematomorpha, Gordioida, Chordodea, Parachordodidae.